AGAAGAGAGAGAGAGAGAGAGAGGAGUGAGAGGGGAGGGGGGGCUGAGAGAGUGACAGAAAGGAGGGUGGGGGGGGGGGGAAAGAGAAAAAACUUUCUGUGGUUUCUAAGUUCUCUGCCUUGCCGAGGGGCUUCAGCACUGCGCCUCUGAGAAGUGCCCUCUCACCCAGGGGUGUGUAGCGGUGUGUAUGAGUGAGUGUGUGUGCGUGUGAGCCGGAGCCUCAGGAGCCAUGUCGGACCCCAGGGACAUCGACGAGGAUGCCAUCCUCAGGGGCCUCAGUGCUGAGGAGUUGGAUCAGCUGGAGUAUGAGCUGCAGGAGAUGGACCCCGAGAAUGCCAUGCUGCCAGCUGGCCUCCGGCAGCGUGACCAGACAAAGAAGAGCCCAACGGGUCCAUUUGACCGUGACGCCCUGCUGCAGCACCUGGAGAAGCAGGCCCUGGAGCACCAGGACAGGGAGGACCUGGUGCCCUUCACCGGGGAGAAGAAAGGAAAGGCCUUCGUGCCCAAGAAAGCAGCGGAGAUCCCCGAGCACGAGCAGGUGAUCCUGGAGCCGGAGCUGGAGGAGGCUCUGAAAAACGCCACGGAUGCUGAGAUGUGUGAUAUCGCAGCUAUCCUUGGAAUGUACACGCUGAUGAGCAACAAGCAGUACUACGAUGCUCUGGGUACCACAGGAACGAUCGCUAACACAGAGGGCAUCAACAGUGUGGUGAAACCAGAUCCCUUCAAAAUGUUUCCCGAUGAGCCACCCAACCCCACCAACGUGGAGGAAACCCUGGAGAGAAUCCACAACAACGACAGCAGCCUGACAGAAGUCAACCUCAACAACAUCAAGGACAUUCCCAUCCCGACGCUGAAAGAGAUCUUUGAGGCGAUGAAGGGAAACUCUCACGUGGAGUCUCUGAGCAUCGCUGCGACCCGCAGCAACGACCCUGUGGCCUACGCAUGUGCUGAGAUGUUGCAGGAGAACACCAGCUUGCAGAGUCUUAAUAUUGAAUCCAACUUCAUUACUUCAGAUGGCAUGAUGGCGAUCAUCAAAGCGAUGGCCAACAACGCCACACUGAUGGAGCUCAAGAUUGACAACCAGAGGCAGAAGCUGGGAGAUUCAGUUGAGAUGGAGAUUGCCUCCAUGUUGGAGAACAACUCCAGCAUCCUCAAGUUCGGCUACCACUUCACCCAGCAGGGUCCCCGUGCCAGAGCUGCCAUGGCCAUCACACGGAACAACGACAUGAUUCGCCAGCAGAGAUUAAGAUGAAAGCAUGAAGGAGAAAACAGACGAACAACCACUUCGGCCCCCUGGAACCUGAAAAGACUGCCAGCGACAGCCUCUCGCCAGCUUUCUCAACGUGGUGCACCAGAGCUGAAUGAAUCCUCCCAAAUCAAGCAUGGGUAGCGUGCAUCCACUAACGCGACAUUCACGUCCAACCAUUUCAUUUCAUUUACCGCGGCCAGCUUUUUGUAGACUGCUGAAUUCAUCAUAAAGGCAUGUAUAGGUCACAAGCAAAACGUGAGGUGUCGUUUUUUUUUUUUGUGCUUUUUAGUUUGUGCAUCGUCAACAUCAUCCCAAACAAAAGGUUAACUCUUUUCAUUCAUGAAAACAUCUUCAAUGUGGUGCUAUCUAUGGGAAGAAAAGCAAUCUGUAAAUACUUUAAAUAAAAAUAUAUAUAUUCAAAUAUUUCCUGUAAAUGUUUGGCAAGUUUAAUUUUAUUGUUUCUACACCUUAUUUAGAUAUGAGUAUUUAUAUUGGACACAGGAAUAUUAUGCUCAAGAAAUACAAAUGCACAUUUAAUUAUGUGACACCAAUAAUUCGCACUGAUAAUGUUGCCACUGCAACAUUGCUAGUCUGAAUUAGAUGAGCAGGGUUUCCGUCCACAAAUGAAAUAUUUACCAUCAGACAGAAAUUCUGUGGCAAAAACUGGGACGUCGAGUCUGAACAGGUCCAUCAUUUACAAAAUUAUACCAUGUUAAAAAACUGGAUUCUGUAUAUAGCGAACGAUAAACACUAAGUGAUGGUAGAAUCCCACGUUUGACAUAUACUGCAGCAUUUUACACAGAAUCACAGCUCUUUAAUCUCUUAAAAGUCUCUUCUGAUCCUCUGACUUCCCCCAAGCACCUGAGCUAUUUUUACCCCCCAGCCCUGAUGGGAAACGUAACCUAGUCCACCGGGCUUGAGUUACCUUGUUCCAAAUAUAAGACCCAACUUUGAGAGGGUUGCACCCAUGUGCACCCGCUGAGAUUUAUGAACAGAAACAGCUGUUAACCUCUGAGGAUUUUGACAGCAUUGCUGGGGUCCCUGAUGCCCCCCCCCCCCCCUCGGCCAUUUCUUUAACCUAUUCUUCAUUUCUUUAAAGCGCUCUGGCUUAAUACCAACUUUGAUAUUAAUACAAAGUAAUAAGCAGACUAGCAGACUUCUCAAAGGUCACAUUUUUCAAGCCAUGUAGACUUCGCUGACAUUUGGCACCUUGAAAUGAUUUAAAGUCGGCGUUUGCCACAAUCUAUUCUGAGAGUUUCUCUUCCCUUUGAACGUUGUUUUGCAGUAAAACAGAGGUGUAUUUUUGGAUUGCAAUGCUGGAUGCCACGCAUGCUGUGACAGACGUAUUCACCAUACUGUGUUCCAUUUCUUUCUUUUUUUUUUGGUCAGAUUUGCGUCAGGAGGAUUGUGUAAGUUGUAACAUUGAAAGGGCAAGCAUGAUAUUAAAGGUCAUCAGAAUUUAAACAUCGAUAAAUUUGUCUUAAAAAAAAAAAUCUUACAACAUUUUAUAUUUCAUCCUGCCAAGUCUCCAUGACGAGCGAGAAAAACCUUACGCAUACAGAAUAUUAAGUGCGUCCCCAUGUGGUGGUGACGCCUCAAGCUCCAAAAUAAUGAAGUGAGCUUUCCACACAUAUUAGCGUUGUCAUCAGAAACUAACCCAUGUUAAGUCCCUCUGUCCCCUCCCAUUGACCCUGAUGGUAUUAUCCAAUUUAUACCAACCGUGCUGUGAAGAAUGCUAACCAGUGGCUUCUCUGCCCAGAUUAGCACCAACGCUGCCUAUCUGCUGCUGAUUUAUAGUAAAGCUGACUGAGGAUUAGUCCAACCAGACAGAGGUGACUGGACUCUAUUGAAAGGGGUAAAACAGACAACAAAGGGUGAUGAAAAUAGACUUCGCUUAUUCUGUGGGCGAUAAGAAAUAUUCAGCUUCAGCUCUCAGUGCUGCUCUUUAGGUGUCAGUGAACAAAACAAAAAGCUGAUACUGGUGAAGUGAAUAUGGUCCAGUCAGUGUGUAACAGUGUUUGAACUCACGGGAGAGCAACAUUGCAGUGACACCUCUCUGUGAUGUUUCCUGUUAGGGCAGGAUGACGGAUCAUGGUGGAAUGAGGACCUGUUCAGAGAGGGGUCACACCCUAACUGAGAGGUUAUUACUGACAGUUCAGGUGCACUUAUUUUCAACUUCACCUCGAAAAGAAGUGAUUGAAUUAAUCUGGAUGAACUGCUGGGCUUGUUGUCUGACCGCUUGUUUCCUCAAAGGACUUUGCCGCAGAAAUGUCUCUGUGCUCUGAGACCUCAGACACUACUUCAGUGUCAGCAUAACCAAUAGAAAAGAUGGUCAAAACUAUAAAAACAAUCCUCAAGUAGAAAUAAACCAGUUUUAUUGUCUAACGGUUUGUUAGACAAUAAAACUGGUUUAUAUCUUAUUCUGUCAAUUAUAUGUUAUGACAUACAAAAUGUUGAAAGCAACGUUCUUUUUAUUAAAUAGUGAGUUCUCUCAAAGCUAUAAAAGCAUAAAGAGUUACAGCUGAUGAUCACUGGUGAGUAGCAGGUUUCUAUUACAACUAAGGAGCGACUCCACAGAUUACACAGUCGCUGUAGAAUGAACACAAGAAAACCAUGUGAUUGAGUGAAAGGUGGCUGGUUGGUAUGAAUCUGUUACAUAAAGUCCUUGUACACAGAGCUGCAGCACUGUGGCUUUUGAACAUACCACUGUGGUAUAAGUUAAUCUGUGCUUUUCCCACAGUUCUUAGUUCUCUCAGACACUGGUGGGUAGGCGGGCAAGCGAAGGAGGCUCCUCCUCAUCUGAAUCAAACUCCACACUCUCGUCUUUAAUCCACUGGCCACUCCGGUCCUGUAGCCACCCAUCACUAUGAAAAAGACAAAGGUGAAAUACACUGUAAACUAUCAGGUCGGUCCAGUGAAAAAUACUGAAUAUUCUGAUACUGAAAUACUGAAUUCUAGUAGUGAGAAUGGUCAACUUCAACCAGUAACACUUAGGCUCAGUUUAAACCAAAAAGAAACCUGUUUUGUACCUUUUCAGUUUGAGGUAGUGCUCCAGCUCUCUCCUCCUCUGGGCUGUCAUGGGCUCGGCCUGCUGUGCCCCUGUAAGCUGAGAUCCUUUCAUGUCUUUUGAUUGAUGUAACUCUUUAUUGGCUACAAAACAAAAAACAUCACCACAGUUAAAGCAUGAUUGGGCCUGGGUUUUCU
This is a messenger RNA of Toxotes jaculatrix (banded archerfish), 4453 nucleotides long. It is a transcript of the gene tmod4, whose product is annotated as tropomodulin 4 (muscle). The transcript has 10 exons. The record is from RefSeq and is a predicted model, not a curated record. Gene Ontology annotation, cellular component: myofibril; striated muscle thin filament. The coding region runs from base 230 to 1252 and encodes 340 amino acids. Gene Ontology annotation, biological process: myofibril assembly; muscle contraction; pointed-end actin filament capping. Lineage: Eukaryota; Metazoa; Chordata; Actinopteri; Toxotidae. Gene Ontology annotation, molecular function: tropomyosin binding.